Messenger RNA from Zingiber officinale, 1272 nucleotides. RefSeq names its product MAP7 domain-containing protein 1-like. NCBI's taxonomy places the organism in Eukaryota, Viridiplantae, Streptophyta, Magnoliopsida, Zingiberales, Zingiberaceae. Bases 1 to 1272 code for a protein of 423 amino acids. The transcript is spliced from 4 exons. The record is from RefSeq and is a predicted model, not a curated record.
AUGCAUUGGCAACCUGAACUGCCUAUGACUCCAGCGCUGGACGAAUUCUACAUGGACCUCUCUUAUGCCACAGCUGCUGCUCAAAUGGAGGAUUGGCGCUUGAAUCUGAUGAGACUGCUAUCUGAAGAUCUACUUUCUUUCUUCAGGCUAAGCCGCUGUACCUCUGACACACCGCGCUCCUUAGCUGAAGUUUUGCAUCGUGCGUCGGAGGUUCUGCCUCUGCCCUUCGAUGACCUGGAGAUAAUGCGGCGCGGUCGGGCAAUCUUGGACAGGAGGCUACUCCCUCACCUUGGGUCUGCCUCAGUCGGGGCAGCGACUCAGCCUGCUCCCAACCCUGCCUCACACGCCGCUUCUCCUUCCCCUGCCGCCUCGAGCCGAGGUCGGGGUCGGGGCCAAGCUACUCGCCCGGCCAGAAGCGCCUUCCGAGGAGCCUUGCGGGCAUCCGGAUGCGGUCGCGCAGCUCUUCAUCACGCAGGUCCGAGCUCAUCCGGCCGGGGCACCACAGACAGGGGUGCAGCGGCCUCUUCACAGGGUCAGCCUCGCUCUGAUGAUUCUGACUUGGAUAACCAGCCCCUGCUUCACAGGCGGCGCCGAAGACUAGCCUCUCCUAACCCCUACAGGGGGCGACCAGCUGCGUUCCGCUUUGCUCCUACUGCUGCAGAGGGAGACAGCCCCGACGAUAAUCAAAACCCGGUGCCCACUGAGCCCGUUCCCGAGCCACCUCCGGCCCCUCCUGGUGCUGACGCCGGCCCUUCUCAACCUUCCUUCUCCGCCCGCCAUUGUUACAGGACAACCAUCCCCUCUGAAGCUGCUCUAGCUCGGCGGCCUGACGCCUCCACAAGCCUUUUGAUGAUGAAAGGCUGCCUCGGCAGUUUGUGGGCAGAGAGUAUGGAUCAAAUGGGUGACGCACCUCCAUUAGCCCAGAUGGACAGAAAGGAACUCCAGGAGAGAGUCUCCGAAUUAGAGUUGCAAUUGAACGAUCCCACCCAAGCUAGUUAUGCUUUGCGAGCGGAGAUUCAGGCUCUAACCAAUCAGACCGACCGACAGAAACAGUCCCUGAUACAGGUGAAGGAUGAGCUCCGAGCUAUGAGGGAGGAGAGAGCUGCAUCUGAGGCAGGGUAUCAGCAGCAGCUUGCCCAUCAAGCUCAGGUGAUACAGUCCAGAGAUACCCUUCUGCAAGAGAGGAGCGAGAAAUUGGAAGUGCAGGCAGCUCAACUGGAGACUCAGGCAGCUGAACUGAGGGCUCUGAAGGCAGAACUAUCCCAGUCUUGA